Temnothorax curvispinosus is the source of this 475-nucleotide messenger RNA. Its product is annotated as acyl-CoA-binding protein homolog. The transcript is spliced from 3 exons. Gene Ontology annotation, biological process: fatty acid metabolic process. Gene Ontology annotation, molecular function: long-chain fatty acyl-CoA binding. The coding region runs from base 87 to 350 and encodes 87 amino acids. The record is from RefSeq and is a predicted model, not a curated record. NCBI's taxonomy places the organism in Eukaryota, Metazoa, Arthropoda, Insecta, Hymenoptera, Formicidae.
AGCGUUUUUAACUUGUGCAAGCAUUCGAUCGACGGUCACAAAGUACUUAGAAUAUCAACGGUGUAGUCGUGCGACUAGCUAUAAGGAUGUCUCUCGAUCAGCAAUUUGAGGCGGCUGCCGAGGCCGUAAAGGCGCUCACGAAGCGUCCUACUGACGAGGAGCUUUUGGAGCUUUACGCCUUGUUCAAACAAGGUACAGUUGGCGACAAUAACACAUCUAAACCCGGCAUGCUGGAUUUGAAAGGGAAAGCCAAGUGGGAAGCCUGGAACAAGAAGAAGGGCAUCUCGCAAGAAGUGGCAAAGCAAUCCUACAUUGAUUAUGCCAAUCAACUGAUCGCAAAAUAUAAAUAGUUUUAUCUAUAUACAAUCACCGGUAGUUGCGUUCCUGCUGUAGUUAUGAAUCUAAAGUAUUUUCAUGUUUUCUUAGGUAGCACCUUGUUACUUUUUGAUAAAUUAAACGUUUUGCGAUUUCAUUA